AAAAAAAUAAGUAAGUAAAGAGGCACAAAGGAAGCAUUCCAAACAUUUAUUAAUGUUUUUUAAUCCACGUAAUUUUUCCUGAAUUUUUUUAUUUUAAUUUGCAUGAAUGAGGAUGCAUGCUCCAUUAAGGAAGGGCAAAAGUUUUGCCAUUCUGGGGCUCUCCGUCGGGUCGUUUUGUUGUCAACUUCUUCAAACCUCGGAAUCACCAUCCGUUCUAAUACCGAGAAAUUAUGCAUGUUAACAACACCAGCAAAUUCAGCGGCAGCCAGAAUUUGAUACAAAUGCCAAUGUAUCAACAAAGACAGCAACAACAACAGAGACACCAUCUGUAGCAAGCAGGGACAUCAUCUGCAGCAAGCAGGGCUUUAUAGGCAGAUGAAUUUUGCUGGCGAAUUAGGAAUUCAGCUCCAACCGCAACAACAACCACCUCAGUAGUUUUUGCAUCAGGACCUGUUUUCUCCAACAAUGGCUCUCCCUAGUGGCCACAAUUCUUUGAGUUUUACUGGUUCAGAACCAGGUGCCACCGGAUCUGGAAUGACUCCUGGUAGUAGUUCAAGCCAAGGGAUUGAAGCAAACAAUCGGUUUCUUGGGAAGAGAAAGAUACAUGAUUUAGCUUCACAGGUAGAUCCGAAGGGAAAAGUUGAUCCUGAAGUUGAAGAGCUUCUUUAUGAGAUUGCUGAUGACUUUAUUGAUUUGGUUACUACUUUUACUUGCAUUUUGGCAAAGCAUCGGAAAUCUUCAACUCUUCAACUCUGGAGGCCAAAGAUGUAUUCUUACAUUUAGGCAACAAUUUUUUGCUUUGUCUAAUGCUCUUCGCUAUACUUUGACGGAAAGGCUCCUUCAUGAUCUCAUCAAUGCCGUAGUUCCUGAGAAUGUUUUCAUUCGGCGUAUCAUUGCUUAGGAUGUUUCAUUACAUAUUUUGAUUAAGAAAGAACAAAAACUGUGGUGUUGGUCUUAAGUUAACUAUGAUGUUUCUCCAGAUAAAAAUUGGCAUUUGACUGUUCCAGGUUUGUCAAGUGAGGAUAAGAAGAAACAUGCAGAACAUGUAAGCUCUUCGUCCUCUCGUUACUUUCGUGGAUGGUAUAGCAUUACAUCUGCAGAUAAGUGGGAGGUUCUUUUGAGUACUUCUUAGUCUCUUUCUGGCCAAUGGUUGCAGUAAUUUUAAGCUGAGUGGAAAUUCAGGCUGCUUUUAUGAUGAUAUGUUUCUAACUUUUUUGCAGUCAUCAAAUGAUCUCUACAAAGAGUGUUUGGAAAUGGUGAGUUGGGAUCUUCUUUUGCGAUAAUACGACCUGCGUUUGUUUUAGGAGUAUAAUUCAUAGUCUUGGUGUUUGACGUAGAUGCCUACCAUGACGGAGGCGUCAUCACCAGCUGAAACAAGUCAAAGCAGUAUCACUAAGUAGACCGUCAGUCCGGGCUGGUUGACCAUGUUGGUUCGAAUGACUUAAUCAAACCACCAAGUUCAGAGGAAUUGGCUUCACCAUCUAAUGAUCAAUUACAAUUCAACUGUAACACGUUGUGAUGUCCCUGGAAAUUGGUACACCCGUUGCUUUGCUGUAAUAAAAACUUGUUCAACUACAGUUUGCUUGUCAACUGAAGAACAUAAACAUAUUCUGUUGUGAAAUUUGCAUGAUUGUUCUGCCAUUUUUGUCAUUCUUUUUGCCACCUCCUCUAGUCUAAAUGAUUUCAUGCCCUGACUUCUUGUGUUAACUCUUAUUGAUAUCAAAUGCUAUAUAAAUUAUUCAUAA
This is a messenger RNA of Capsicum annuum, 1745 nucleotides long. RefSeq names its product transcription initiation factor TFIID subunit 12b-like. Bases 466 to 783 code for a protein of 105 amino acids. The transcript is spliced from 5 exons. Gene Ontology annotation, molecular function: protein heterodimerization activity; TBP-class protein binding; DNA binding. The record is from RefSeq and is a predicted model, not a curated record. Gene Ontology annotation, biological process: DNA-templated transcription initiation; RNA polymerase II preinitiation complex assembly. Lineage: Eukaryota; Viridiplantae; Streptophyta; Magnoliopsida; Solanales; Solanaceae. Gene Ontology annotation, cellular component: SLIK (SAGA-like) complex; transcription factor TFIID complex; SAGA complex.